Trematosphaeria pertusa is the source of this 755-nucleotide messenger RNA. RefSeq lists its product as uncharacterized. Bases 203 to 673 code for a protein of 156 amino acids. The record is from RefSeq and is a predicted model, not a curated record. The transcript has a single exon. NCBI's taxonomy places the organism in Eukaryota, Fungi, Ascomycota, Dothideomycetes, Pleosporales, Trematosphaeriaceae.
CACGAGCGGAUGUGGAAAUGACGGCGGCGACACAACAAAGAGCGCAGAAACACAGUCGGAGGGAGCGUCGGGACAGCGGCAGCGUCUAGUCAAAGAGCCCGCGGAGCAGCAGCGAGGGAGCGCGGGCGGCGAGGGAGCGAGGGAGGGAGCGGAUGCGCGCGAGGACAAAGGGCGACUCUUAAGGGGAGCGUGGACCUUGAAAAUGUCGGUGAUGGGGCCCCUUUCGCUGCGUCUUGGCCGGGCGGCGCGCUGGAGGGAUCGCGCGCUAAGAGGCAGAGGCCCGGCCGAACGAAUAAUGGCAGGGGCCGUGGGCAGCGAACCGCCGGGCUGUCUACCACAGUAUGUACCACUGCUGUGGCACUGCUGUCUGCAGCAUCAGGCAUCUAGUAUCGCAGAGCCACAGCGCGGAAGCUGGAGAAAGAGUGGCUGCAGCGCGGGAACGCAGUGUGCAUGUCUGAGAGUCACAGUACAUACCAACGGCGCGCGACAAGACGGCGGCGGGUGUUCGCGCGCCUGUCAACACCGCAAUCUUGGAAAUUGCGGCCCCUGCGCGCACGGCGCGAGUCGAGAGUCGAGCCCAUCCCGACGCGCACGCGAUCACCGGCCACAAGGGUGGACACUCGCCAUUCAUUUCGCCGAGACUCUACAUACCCUCUCCUUCUCAGGAGACUGACAAGAGUAGUGACAUAACGCCCCUUCCGCCGCCGGUCCCGGCGCACUUCUCAAGUCCAACGCCACGCCCGCCCACGCUGAUA